Paraglomus brasilianum is the source of this 693-nucleotide messenger RNA. The record is from the annotation of a GenBank genome assembly. Lineage: Eukaryota; Fungi; Glomeromycota; Glomeromycetes; Paraglomerales; Paraglomeraceae.
AUGGGUUACGGAACUCUUGACUCGGUCCUUUCUUUUGAAAGGUCUAAUGUUCCACCAAGUGGAAGUUUAAUCCUCAUAACCGACACUCUCUCCUCAGAUGGAAACUUUCUUAUCCAUCAUUUCAUAGCAAAUCACUUAAAGGCAAAUCGACAUGUAGUGCUUGUUGGGUUCAAUCAAUUGCUUAGUCAUUAUCAGGCUAUCGGGAAGAAGUUGGGUAUUGAUCUCUCUCAGGAGAAAUCGAAAAGUCUAUUUUCAUUUAUUGAUGGGUUGACGUCUUUCUACUGCCCGAAUGACACGAGCCAAUCUGCAAGUUCUAUUUCACAAUCGUCAUCGCCAUUCGAAGACAAUUUGAGAAAGUUCUAUGUGAUGGUAAAAAAAGUCGUGGCUGAGCAUCCUGUUGAGUCUGCUGUGUCAUUGGUGAUCGAUGAUCUAUCUACGCUGCUAUUUGCGGGAAUACAGGUUGAGGCAGUGCUGAGAUUUGUCAAGAACUGUCGGUUAUUAAUCGAGAAGUCCGAAUAUAUCCUAUCAACUAGAGGAUUGUCGUCUGGAUACUCUAGGGAUGUGUCGGGAGAUAUUACCAUAGCAAGGGGUCCCCGAAAUAACGACACAUCCUACAGAACAGCAUCUUGGCAUUAUAAGACGGUGGAUAAUAAUGUACAGUUUUUCGCUAAGGGGCAUUCAGCAGGAAUCUGA